Auanema sp. JU1783 is the source of this 1113-nucleotide messenger RNA. The record is from the annotation of a GenBank genome assembly. NCBI's taxonomy places the organism in Eukaryota, Metazoa, Nematoda, Chromadorea, Rhabditida, Rhabditidae.
AUGACUCUCACUGAGAUCCAGAACGACGAAAACGCCAUCGGCAAAAGACAAAUGGGCACUGGCGACCACGUGAUCAAAUCUGAAGCUAUAAAGACCGAAUCAGUUGUUGUCGUCGAUGAAGCUCUCAGGAAGCUUUCUCUUCAAAAAGAAGAACCCCUUCUCAAGGAGAACCCAAAUAGAUUUGUCAUCUUCCCACUUAAGUAUCCUGAUAUAUGGGCUUUCUAUCAAAAAGCAGUAGCCUCUUUCUGGACUGUGGAAGAGAUUGAUCUUGGAAAGGACAUGAAUGAUUGGGAGAAAAUGACCGACAAUGAAAAGUUCUUCGUAUCGAGAGUACUUGCUUUCUUCGCGGCUUCCGAUGGAAUCGUAAACGAAAAUUUGGUUGAACGCUUCUCACAAGAAGUACAGAUCCCAGAAGCUCGAUUCUUUUACGGAUUCCAAAUAGCAAUUGAAAAUAUUCACUCACACAUGUACAGUAAAUUGAUUGAAACUUACAUUAGAGAUGAGGUCGAGAAAAACCGCCUAUUCAACGCAAUUUUCGAGUUCUCAUGCAUCAAGAAGAAGGCCGAUUGGGCAUUACGAUGGAUCGCUGAUGAGAAGGCUACCUUCGCUGAAAGAGUAAUUGCUUUCGCUGCUGUUGAAGGAAUCUUCUUCUCCGGCUCUUUCGCAGCCAUUUUCUGGCUAAAGAAGAGAGGACUCAUGCCAGGAUUGACUCACUCCAAUGAAUUGAUCUCUAGAGAUGAAGGUCUUCAUAGAGAUUUCGCCUGCCUGAUGUAUAGUCAUAUUGUACAUAAACUCUCACAAGAAGAAGUUCAUGCUAUCAUCAAGGAUGCUGUUAACAUUGAACAGGAAUAUUUGACCGAGUCACUACCCUGUGAUAUGAUUGGAAUGAACUGCCGUCUCAUGUCCCAAUACAUUGAGUUUGUUGCUGAUCAUCUCUUAGUUGAAUUAAAUUAUGAUAAGUUGUACAAAGUCAGUAAUCCCUUCGACUUCAUGGAGAACAUUUCCAUCGAGGGAAAAACAAAUUUCUUCGAGAAGAGAGUUUCUGAAUACCAAAGAACUGGUGUACUUAAUUCUGAGGAGGAACGGCAGUUCGCUCUUGAUGCUGAUUUCUAA